GCGUGAGAGCGAGGGCGGGGGCUGGCUGGCUGGCGGAGGAGGCUUAGCCGCAGCGGCGGGCUGAGGAGGCAGCAGCAGUAGUAAUAGGCGGCAGCAGCCCCAGCAAGCGGCGGCACGGAUGGCUCCUGCGGGCGGUGGCGGCUCUACGGCGAGGAAGAUGGCGCCGUCGCACGUCCUCAAGUGCUGCCAGAGGGUGCUCGCAUGGGUGCCCGUGGCCUUCAUCGCCCUGGUCGUGGCCUGGUCUUAUUACGCCUACGUGGUGGAGCUGUGUGUGUUUACAAUUACCUCUACUGGAGAAAAAGUUGUCUACCUUGUGAUUUUUCAUCUGUCGUUUGUCAUGUUUGUGUGGUCCUAUUGGAAGACAAUUUUUACAUCUCCCGCCUCCCCUUCCAAUGAGUUCUGUUUAUCCAAAUCAGAUAAAGAGCAAUAUGAAAAGGAAGAAAGACCAGAAUCCCAACAGGAAAUUCUGAAAAGAGCUGCUAAAGACCUUCCCAUUUAUACCACAACAGCAUCAAGAGCCAUAAGAUACUGUGAUAGAUGCCAACUAAUCAAGCCUGAUCGAUGUCACCACUGCUCAGCCUGUGACCUGUGUGUAUUGAAAAUGGAUCAUCACUGUCCUUGGGUGAAUAACUGCGUGGGAUUUUCUAACUACAAGUUUUUCCUCUUGUUUUUAUUUUACUCCCUCCUGUACUGUCUGUUUGUUGCUGCUACAGUUCUGCAGUAUUUCAUAAAGUUUUGGACACUUUGCCGCAGGAAAUCUGCUGAGAAUUGUCCAAAGAAUGAAUUGCUGGACACACGGGCAAAAUUCCAUGUCCUCUUCCUUUUCUUUGUGGCUGCUAUGUUUUUCAUCAGCAUACUGUCACUUUUUAGCUACCACUGCUGGCUGGUUGGCAAAAACAGAUCAACAAUAGAAGCUUUCCGGGCACCCAUGUUUCGAAAUGGACCGGAUAAAGAUGGCUUCUCUCUUGGAUGCAGUAAAAACCUGAGAGAAGUUUUUGGAGAUGAAAAAAAAUAUUGGUUGUUGCCUGUUUUUACAAGCUUAGGAGAUGGCAGUAACUUCCCAACACGCUUAGUGAAUAUGGAUCCAGAGCAGCUUACCGUCUCAAGCCAAAAUGAGUCUGCCAAAAGCUCUGGUCCCAGCCAGCCAUUUCCCACUAGGCCACUCAGCGAAUCCCAGAAUCGAUUGCUAGCCAAUGAAAAUCAGUGGCCAGAAGGCAGCUCAGAAGAAGAAAAUGUUAAAUCAGAUGUUAAAAAGCAUAUUAUAGUUACAUUGGAAAGCUGAUCCUGGUUUCCAUAUCCAACCCUCAUAAGAGGGGAAAAU
Molecule: messenger RNA, 1321 nt
Organism: Heteronotia binoei (common prickly gecko)
Lineage: Eukaryota; Metazoa; Chordata; Lepidosauria; Squamata; Gekkonidae
Gene: ZDHHC20
Product: zinc finger DHHC-type palmitoyltransferase 20
Exons: 13
Coding region: 119-1282 (387 amino acids)
Biological process (GO): peptidyl-L-cysteine S-palmitoylation; protein targeting to membrane; synaptic vesicle maturation
Cellular component (GO): Golgi apparatus; endoplasmic reticulum
Molecular function (GO): protein-cysteine S-palmitoyltransferase activity
Source: RefSeq, a predicted model, not a curated record